Molecule: messenger RNA, 2052 nt
Organism: Entrophospora sp. SA101
Lineage: Eukaryota; Fungi; Glomeromycota; Glomeromycetes; Entrophosporales; Entrophosporaceae
Source: the annotation of a GenBank genome assembly
AUGGGUGAUGAUGGUAGACGAUAUUUAUUUGAUUUGUAUCGUCUUAAUCCUGUUGAUAUUGAAUUUUUAGAGAAAGAAUGUGAACCUAAAGAAGAAAGUGACCUUCCACUUUAUUCUCACAAAUUAACUUUAUUAAGACCAGAAUUGAUUGAAUCUUUUUGGGAUUAUAAAUUUAGAUUGUGGCUUCAGGAAAAGGCUAAUCGAAAACAGAAUGAGGAAACCAAAGAUUCUAAACCUGAAGAUUCUAAACCUGAAGAUUCUAAACCUGAAGAUUCUAAACCUGAAAAUUCUAAACCUGAAAAUUCUAAACCUGAAGAUUCUAAACCUGAAGAUUCUAAGCCUGAAGAUUCUAAACCUGAAGAUUCUAAACCUCAAGAAGUAACUCCCGAUGAAGAAUUUAAUUUUACAUUAAAUCCAGAUUCUUUUACUGAUUAUAAAAUACCAGAUGGUGAUAAUUAUAAGACAAAGAAAGAAACUGACGAAGAAAAUGUCAGGAAUGCUUCAAAAUAUCUUAGAGAUAGUGUUAUUCAAUUGAUGAUUAUUGAAUUCACUUCAUUAGCUGUUUCACCAGCAGAUGGAGCAUCAUUAACAGCAGCCAUGCAUCGUCGUGGUAUUAAUAUGCGAUAUUUAGGCACGAUUGCAAAAAUUCUUUAUGAAUCUACAGAUCGAAAGUUAGAUCAUAUAAGGCAUUUGGUUAUUCAUGAGAUGAUUAUCAGAGCAUCAAAACGUAUACUUCGUGAACUUCUUCGAGAACUACCAAUCACAUACACAUCAUAUUGUGUUGCGCAUUUUUUUAAUUGUCUGCUAGGGACCGACUAUAAUGCUAAUCCACAACCAUUAGUUCCUGAUGUAUUAUUUAGUUGUGGUGGUAGUGGUGAGAAUGAUGAUGACGCAAACAACAGUAAAAAAAAAAAGAAUAAAAAUAUCAAGAAUAAAGCCGAUAAUACUCAAUCAUAUGCAUACUUAAAUCUCACACCCUCUUCACUCGUUCAACAAAUUCAUAGUACGGUGUUAGUACGUUUUCGAUAUAAACUUCCUGAAGAUUUUGUUUCUACACACAUUCGCAAACUUCCAUUACUGAGAGAAAUAUGUUUACGAGUAGGAGUUCAAAUAGCAGCUCAAGGUUAUCAUUUUGUAAAAAAGAAAUCAAAAAAAAGAGCAACCACAUUCUUACCAGAUGAUAUCUUCAAUAUAAUACCUGUUGUCAAACAAGCAACUCCUAAAGUAAACACUGGAAAAUUAAGUAUUGCUCAAGGUCAUCGAGAUUUAGGCGUGGAUCUAAUGUUACAAUCACUUGCAUUACAUGAACAAAGUUAUGGUUUUCUUCAUCCAGCAACGGCAAAGUGUUACGUUGCAUUAGCGAUGUAUUUUUAUCAUCAUGAAGAUUUAGAAAUUGCGAUAGAUUUUCAAAAGAAGGCCGUUGUUGUAUUGGAGCGAACUUGUGGUACUGACAGUGUAGAAGCAGUGCAUGCUUAUUUACAUUUAGGUCUUUUUGAAAAUGCUAUUGGUCAUACCGAAAUCGGUCUUCGUUACAUGAAGCAUGCAAUGUUUUAUUGGGAAAUUAUAUAUGGACCUUCACACCCGGAUGGCGCAACCGCUGAUGUAAGAAAAAAACAAUUUUUUCAUAACGUCGGAAUUAUGUUACAAAAUUUAAAAGAUUUUGGUGGUAGUAUAAGGUUUUUCGAAAGAGCCAAAGAAACAAAUGAAACUAUCUUUGGAAAAAAUAAUGUUUUAACUGGUGAAUCAUACCAUCUCCUAGCGAAAGCUUUAGCACUUUCUGAAGAUUAUAAAGCAGCUUUGACUGCAGAAAAAUCAGCAUAUAAUAUUUUUCACACUGUGUUUGGACCUGAUCAUCCUCGAACUAAGGAAACUGAACAACUGCUUAAAGAUUUAACGUCAAAUGCUGUUCAUAAUGCUAAAAUGGCAUUAUUACAGAAACAAGAUAAGCGAAAAGCCACUUCUGCAAUGCAAAUAAGAACGGCAGGAAGUCAUCAUUCAAACAUCUCAACCAGUACUUUAAAAAAGAAAAAGUUUGCAAAAAGUAAUAAAUAA